This is a messenger RNA of Andrographis paniculata, 948 nucleotides long. Its product is annotated as ACD11 homolog protein. Gene Ontology annotation, cellular component: cytosol; cytoplasm; membrane. Gene Ontology annotation, molecular function: ceramide 1-phosphate transfer activity; ceramide 1-phosphate binding. The transcript is spliced from 4 exons. Lineage: Eukaryota; Viridiplantae; Streptophyta; Magnoliopsida; Lamiales; Acanthaceae. Bases 1 to 696 code for a protein of 231 amino acids. The record is from RefSeq and is a predicted model, not a curated record. Gene Ontology annotation, biological process: ceramide transport; intermembrane lipid transfer.
AUGUUUUCCUUCAAAAAACUUAACCUUUUCCAUGUCGAUUCGAUUUCGAGUAAAAUGGAAGAAGAUGAUUUUUCCGACGCGUGCAAUGAAUUAACGCCUCUAUCAGGAGUGGCCGAUGCCUUCGAAGAGCUUUCUACGAUAAUGAAGGAACAUGGGUUUGAAUACGACCUUGAUUUGAAAACUUUCUGCAAUGCUUGUUCUCUUGUUUCUACCCUCUUCGGCUCAUUGGGCAGGGCGUUUAAAUUUGCAGAAAUGGAGUAUUGUUCCAAGGUGAAUGAUCUUGCAGGAGCAUGCGAGACCCACGUGACGCUGAACACCGUGCUUGAUUUCGAUCUACAGAACAACACAGUGAAGACGCAAGGAAGCCUGUCGCGGUGCCUGCGCAGAGUAAGACAGGGCAUCGAUCUCAUCCGAGUUCUGUUCCAAAACUUCUUAUCAACAGAUGAUCCCUAUUUGAAGGAUGCUGCAUCGACAGCUUAUGCAGAGACAUGUGCACCGUAUCACACAUGGGCCGUUAGGACCGCCGUCUCUGCUGGCAUGUACACGCUGCCGACGAGGGAACAGCUACUCCUCAGGCUCAACGAAACAGAGGAGUCGGCUGAGAGGGAAAUGAUGAGAUUCAUAAAGGCUUCCCAUGCCAUCAUACAGUACAUCGAUAGUCUCUACACAUCAAGAAAUAUCACCUUGGACUGGUGAUGGCAUAAUCUCGCGAAUGUGAAGAUGGCCUGGCAUUAGUCCGUAGAAGAUGAAGUUGAAUGAAGGGUAGAGCAAGCAGCAUCACCGGAGGAUCACUUUGGACGACAAGACGCGCUGUAUUCUUUAGUUAGAAUUAUGUGUAAUAGUUCAAUGUUUGUUACUAUAAAUCAAUUAGUACAUACAUUACCCAUUCAAAGUUGUAAAAGAGGCAUUUGUUGGUGUUGGAGAGCAAGUUUACGAUCCUAAUGAUCU